CCGCGCGUACCGGUCCCGUGCCGACUGCGCGUUUACACCUCGUGUUACGACAUACAACAUAAAUAGCUUUACCGAAACGAUUCUUUUAACCUCUGUGACCCUAGUAACUACAAGGUUUAAAAGGUUACAAGGUUACAAAGUUCUUUCAUGGUACAUCUACUGGCAGAUAUUCUUAUCGUGUACCAGUCUUACUACCUACCUACUUCUAAUAGCAUAAUAUCACAUAAUAUUUUGUAAAACGAACUUUGUACCUUCAUAGUUACUGCCAGCGCUCCUAGCGGCAACAUUCCAAAUUAAUUGAUCCAUUCUUUCGUGCGGCGCGGCAGGCCGUUUAUGAAAUUACGCGUUCAACAAAUAACUAUUAUUAUAAUAUGUAUUGGCUGAUUCUAUACGGGAAUACUAUAACAUUGUGCUAGACAUAUUAUUACAUACUUACUUGUAUAAAAGUUAAAAUCAAUUAUAAUGGAUAAACCGAAUGACUGUAAAGACUAUCUACCUACAGAAAACUCAUCACUGUAACUGUAAAAGUGUAAACGCAGUGAAAAAACUUUAAUCACUGUAGGUACCUCGUAAAAAUAAGGGCCUUGCGUUAAAGUAUGACGUCCGAAUUACGUUUAGUACAGGAGAUAGAGAAACAUGAAUGUCUGUACAACUCCAAUUUGCCUGAAUACAACCGCAAAGAUCUGACAGACGAAGCAUGGGGCCGUGUAUCUUAUGCCACUAACUUAACAAUGACCGAAUGUAAAGAAAAAUGGCGGAACAUUCGAAGUUCACUUCUUAGAAGCUUGAAACCCAGCGAGAAAACUAAGAAACCUUACUACUUAAGUUCAUACUUGACCUUCGUUUUACCAUUCAUGAAACCACUGAACACCUUAGAACUCAGGGAAGAUAUUUUUCCUUUAUGUGCUUCCAUUGGAAGUGGUUCUAAAGAUAGUGAGGUCUAUAUAUGUGCUGUAAAAUCAGAAGAGGACGCGCAGAAUAUUUUCAACGAUUCAAUAAACGAUGCGCAAGAUACUGAAGACCAAUCGGAUCCAUUACGUCAACUUAAUUCAUCAGCCACUCGUAAAAGAAAAAGAAAUAAUAAUAGUACAUCAACUCGGAAAACAAAAACUGAAGAACCAGCUCCAGCCCAACAAAUACUUGAACAAGAACCUCCACGUACAAAUCUAGAAUCUAUGCAUUACUUCCUAAUGAGUCUUAUACCAGAAUUCGAAACCAUGUCAGAGGAGCAGACGAGGCUGUUCAAAAUUAAAGUGAUGAUGCUACUAGAUGAUAUCAAAUCUAAUUAUGACAAAGUGAAACAAUCUAUGUCAUCGUCUACUGAAUCAGAUCGUCUUAGUAAACGACUCAUAAAUCUACUUGUUAGAAAUCUUGAAAAGCAAACGUAGUUUUAUACUAAUUAUCAUUUCUUUAGAAGGAAUUAAAUUGUACCUACAUUGUACUAAAGCUAAAUGCCAAAGUCCAGUAAUAAGAUAAAAGGUAUAA
Maniola jurtina (meadow brown) is the source of this 1485-nucleotide messenger RNA. RefSeq lists its product as uncharacterized. Gene Ontology annotation, biological process: regulation of transcription by RNA polymerase II. Bases 597 to 1388 code for a protein of 263 amino acids. Gene Ontology annotation, cellular component: nucleus; transcription regulator complex. The transcript has 2 exons. The record is from RefSeq and is a predicted model, not a curated record. NCBI's taxonomy places the organism in Eukaryota, Metazoa, Arthropoda, Insecta, Lepidoptera, Nymphalidae. Gene Ontology annotation, molecular function: DNA binding.